This is a messenger RNA of Callithrix jacchus (white-tufted-ear marmoset), 5225 nucleotides long. RefSeq names its product ring finger protein 38 (gene RNF38). The record is from RefSeq and is a predicted model, not a curated record. Lineage: Eukaryota; Metazoa; Chordata; Mammalia; Primates; Cebidae. Gene Ontology annotation, molecular function: ubiquitin protein ligase activity. Gene Ontology annotation, biological process: protein ubiquitination.
UGCCGCCGGCCGGGGCCCAGCCAGCGCCCGCCGCGCCGGAGCCGAGUCGCAGCCGGAGCCGCUGCUCGCGGCCCCGCCAUGAGCGGAAGCGCCGCCGCCGCGGUUGCUGCCGCCGCCGCCUCAGCAGCCGCCGCCGCCGCGCACUUCCAGCCUCAGUCGUCGUCUCCCAGGCCGGGCCCCGCCGAGCUCGGGCCCCCGCGCCGCCCGCGCCCCCCACCGCCGCCGCCCCGGACAGAGCCCGCCGCCACGGACCGCCUCAGCCCUCUGGGCCACGGGCCUCUCCGGGCGGGCGUUCAGGGUGGCGGCGCCUGCGCCCGAGCGCCAGGAACAGGUAGUGUUGGUGCUUCUUUUCAGUGCCAGUCCAUCCAUCACGACCACAUUUGUCAUGAUGACAGUGACAAGAUAUCUCCCGGGGCCAAUUCAGCAUCUCUACCUGGCCAUCCUAACAAGGUGAUUUGUGAAAGGGUGAGACUUCAGAGCCUGUUCCCUCUCCUCCCAAGUGAUCAGAACACUACCGUUCAAGAGGAUGCUCACUUCAAAGCUUUCUUCCAGAGUGAAGAUAGUCCAAGUCCCAAGAGACAGCGCCUCUCUCAUUCAGUCUUUGAUUAUACAUCAGCAUCACCAGCUCCCUCACCACCAAUGCGACCAUGGGAGAUGACAUCAAAUAGGCAGCCCCCUUCAGUUCGACCAAGCCAACAUCACUUCUCAGGGGAACGAUGCAAUACACCUGCACGCAACAGAAGAAGUCCUCCUGUCAGGCGCCAGAGAGGAAGAAGGGAUCGUCUGUCUCGACAUAAUUCCAUUAGUCAAGAUGAAAACUAUCACCAUCUCCCUUACGCACAGCAGCAAGCAAUAGAGGAGCCUCGAGCCUUCCACCCUCCGAAUGUAUCUCCCCGUCUGUUACAUCCUGCUGCUCAUCCACCCCAGCAGAAUGCAGUCAUGGUUGACAUACAUGAUCAGCUCCAUCAAGGAACAGUCCCUGUUUCUUACACAGUAACAACAGUGGCACCGCAUGGGAUUCCACUCUGCACAGGCCAGCACAUCCCUGCUUGUAGUACACAGCAGGUCCCAGGAUGCUCUGUGGUUUUCAGUGGACAGCACCUCCCUGUCUGUAGUGUACCUCCUCCAAUGCUUCAGGCAUGUUCAGUUCAGCACUUACCAGUACCAUAUGCUGCAUUCCCACCCCUUAUUUCUAGUGAUCCAUUUCUUAUACAUCCUCCUCACCUUUCUCCCCAUCAUCCUCCUCAUUUGCCACCACCAGGCCAGUUUGUCCCUUUCCAGACGCAACAAUCACGAUCGCCCCUGCAAAGGAUAGAAAAUGAAGUGGAACUCUUAGGAGAACAUCUUCCAGUAGGAGGUUUUACUUACCCUCCAUCAGCCCACCCUGCAACAUUACCUCCAUCAGCUCCUUUGCAGUUUUUAACACAUGAUCCUUUGCACCAGGAGGUGUCCUUUGGAGUACCUUAUCCUCCAUUUAUGCCUCGUAGGCUCACAGGACGUAGUAGAUACCGAUCCCAGCAGCCAAUACCACCUCCCCCGUAUCAUCCCAGCUUACUGCCAUAUGUGUUAUCAAUGCUUCCAGUGCCACCUGCAGUGGGCCCAACUUUCAGCUUUGAAUUAGAUGUAGAAGAUGGAGAAGUAGAAAAUUAUGAGGCCCUGUUAAACCUGGCAGAGCGACUGGGAGAGGCAAAGCCUCGAGGACUGACUAAAGCAGAUAUUGAACAACUUCCUUCUUAUCGGUUCAAUCCUAACAACCACCAGUCAGAACAGACUUUGUGUGUAGUGUGCAUGUGUGAUUUUGAGUCAAGGCAGCUACUUAGAGUCUUACCCUGUAACCACGAGUUCCAUGCCAAGUGUGUUGACAAAUGGCUUAAGGCAAAUCGUACUUGCCCAAUUUGCCGAGCUGAUGCUUCAGAAGUGCAUCGGGAUUCAGAAUGACCAACCUAAGAAGCACAAGUUUAGUUUGGGUGUUCCUCAUCACAUGUAUAUACGGACUAUCCAUUGAACUUAAUCUGUGGCUUCCAGCCCUCCCUUUACCAAAAGGGUCAAUGGACCUUUCUUUGCACUGUGUGACUUAAUCAACUAUAAAAGCUUACAAUUAGUCUUCACAGUUAUGGGAUUGUUAUACUAACCGUGUGAUUGGAACUCCAAAGACUUUCUUUAGCUUAAUUUUGUGUGUGCACUAACAUUCCCUGGUUUUUGUGUGAUCAUUCCGAGUGUUGCUGCAAGAUUACAGUGGACGUGAUCUUUUAGCAUGUGCUUUUAUAAAAAGUGGUAGCUACAGAUGAUAUAGCAAUCUACCUUAUAUAGAGCCUUCAGAAACUGUGAGUGGAAAUGAAUGCAGCGUAUGACUGUUGGUGAUAAGUGUAUCUGUGUGAGAGUGUGCAACUACUUGUGUGAGGGCAUGGUAGCUAACGUGUGUAUGAGAUCCUAUAUACCAGCAUGUACCAAGAAUGUGUGUGUAGUUUUAAUUAUGCUGCAAUGUAUAAUCUGGUGUGUUAUUUAAACAGCACUAGUACUGUACACUGGUUUUUUUUCCCUUGUGUUUGCUGUUGCACACUGAUUGCUGAGGGUGCAUCAAUUACAAACAUCGAAUACUCCAUCCCCUUCCCUCCCGAUAAAUGGAAUGAGAAAAGCCUUCUUCCUUUGCUUCAGGCAGCUGUCACCUUCUCUUUAUUGGUGGUCCUAAGUGGGUCAACUUAAAAAAAAAAAGUAUAACACAUUCUCACUCCAUGAACCUGAUUUUUUUAUUCUAUUGUGGAAAUUUUUAAAUCUCCAACUUGGUGUUUCCAAAAAGAAGGUGCAAUAUCAUACAUCAUCAGUUAGCAAUAUUAACAUUUCAAUGAUUUGAAUGUUGAUACUUUUUUUCCUUUACAUUUCCAGUAAGUUUCUUACAGAAAGUACCUGUGAUUUUUUUUUUUAAUGUUUAGAUUUGUAGUCUAUUCUGAAGAUAUUUAAUAUAUUUCUAAGAAUACCACUAGUCCCAUGAAGUCACCUCGUUGACUUCCACCAGAACAAAAUCUGUUAAUUCAGCUUGACUUCUGAUUACGCGUUCUGUGUUCAAGCUCCUGUGGGCAACUAAAUUGUUCUAAGAAAACUGUAUUUCUGUUCAUAUUAAUUCACUUGCCAGGCUCAAAUUCUGAAAGUUGUCUAGUUGUUCCUCAUCGAAACCCUUGUUACAGGAUGGAUCAAGUGCUGUUACAGCUCAUGUUCCUUAGACCUGGUUUGUUUUGAUGUUUUAUUGCUUUUCCUUUUUUGUUUAAGUUUAAUACAACAGGUGUUCGGAAUACUUGCAGUAUAAAUGAAGAUUUGAUUUUUGUAUAAAAAAUAAUGCUGUUAAACAGGAAUUGGUCGACGUUCAUUUAGUUGAUCUGAGAUAAUACAUAGCUGUGUGGGGUUUUCUUUUAGUAGGUUCUUUGAUUAUAAUUCAGAUUGUUUAAAGUCAUUUUUCCAGCAAUGUUUCAAUUACUUUCUCAUUCUUUUGGUGUAUUCAACAUUGUCUGCCUCUUCCUGCUGUUGAUGUCAUUGCUUUGUUUGCAAUAGCUCAAGCUGCAUUAUUCCAGUCAGAACUGUGAUAACUUGCUGCCAGCCCCACUCAACUUUCAAUUGGCUCUGUGUCAGUUUUCCACUCAGUGUUAACUACUUGUUACUGCCAUGCUGCUUGCCUUCCCUUGAAGUAUCUAUAAGCUCAUCACCGCCUAGAGUUCAGUAAAGUCAAUUCACAGAAGCACAAUUUUGCCCUUUUCUAGAAACUCUUGCCUCUAUCUAGUCAUACAAGUAGGGUUUUGCAUACUGUUGGCCCCUAGGUUGUUAGUGCAUCAGAAAUAUAUCUAAACAGUGGUAAAAAUGCACAUGUUGCUUUUAAAUCAUUAGGAUACCCCUCACCUGUUCCUGAUGAAUAAAAAGUGUGUUAAAGACCAAAAUUCUUGGCAUAAUAAUCAGCUACAUACAAAUCACGUAUAGUUUAAUCUUUAUUUUUUUAAUAAAAAAAAAUCAUGUUUAAAAUGGCAAAAGCCCAUCUUAUACAUACUCUUUUAUAUAGCUGCAAAAAGUUUGUAUCUGUACAGAUCUAACACUACUACACUCAGUAUUCAUUUUAUUGAAGCAUGCAAGUAAAGCACUUUUUCUAAUUUAUAUAGAGAUACCUAAUUAACAAGGCACACUGUACUAAUGACUAGGAGAAGUAGCUUUUUUCCCUCCUUCUAUGUCCCCUUUUCUGUAAAUUUUUGAGAGGCAGUUGGCAAUUUAGGAGGCAGCAGGAUCUGUUUUGGUAAAAUCUUGAAUAUCAGUGUUGCACUCUUGUGACUGAUCUCUCUUUGGGAAUGUCUUUUCUUUGCAUGGGGCUCAUAGAGAUGUGUGCAGACUUGCUUAUUGUGUAUUGGGAACACACAAGUGUGUUCUGACCAGCUCAGGCUUGCCAAAAUGAGCAACUUUGUGGCUAGCAAAAGAGAAGAAACAGUUGAUUUGUGCCCAGCCAUUGUCACUUUGGGUGAUGCACCAGAUAGCAGGCAGAUGGUUCCUUGGCCUUUGUCCUCUUUCCUCCUAAAACAAUAUUGGCUUUACCAUCUUAACUCAGCUGUGGAUUUUUUGUGGGUUGUUUGUUUUUUGGCAUGAAUUGUUAUCUUUGGUGUUUUUUUUUAACCCACCACCCCUCAAAAAAUAAUAAGGUCCAGGUAUCAGUAUCUCCUCUUAGGAUUUUUUGUCCUUAAUUUUUUGAGCAAAAUCUGGAAAAUGAAAGUGUAUUUAGAUUUUAUAUACUAUCUGAAAUAUGAUUUAUUAGGAUUCUUAAAUUUGGACCUCUUAAAAUAAUUUUGAGUGAGAUCUACCAACUCACUUGUGAGAAUAUUUUUCACAGAUAUCUUUGGGCCUUUUCAGUAGGAAGCUGUUUGUCCCCAUUGGUACAUUUGGUUACCUCAUUUUGUCGUUGGUUUGUUUCAGAUUGUGAAAGCUCACAGGGGUGUUUUUUGGAAUCAUUUGCUGAGUCAUUUUCUCAAAUCAUAUUCCAUUGUAUCAGUUAACAUAUAGUUUUAAAUGUACGUAUUAUAAAUAUCUGUAACCAAAUCAUUUGAAGGCUUGAUAAAUUUUUAACAAAGUUUGUACAUUUUUUAUGAAAGUUACUAGUAAUGCUUUACUAAGUAGUGCAAUGAAUUUUUAUUUUUAAUCCCUGUGCCCAAUUUUGGAGUUGAGAGGGUUGUUGGUAAUAAAUGUAUGAUGUACACUUAAAA